Molecule: messenger RNA, 1230 nt
Organism: Toxotes jaculatrix (banded archerfish)
Lineage: Eukaryota; Metazoa; Chordata; Actinopteri; Toxotidae
Gene: gpr35b
Product: G-protein coupled receptor 35 b
Exons: 2
Coding region: 98-946 (282 amino acids)
Biological process (GO): positive regulation of Rho protein signal transduction; phospholipase C-activating G protein-coupled receptor signaling pathway
Cellular component (GO): membrane
Molecular function (GO): G protein-coupled receptor activity
Source: RefSeq, a predicted model, not a curated record
AUAUGUGCAGUGCACAUAUUGAAGACAUACUCUAUAGACACUGGUACAACUAGUUUUAAAAUCAGUUUAUGCACAGGAGUCCAGCUCUCUUGAUAGUAUGUGCAACUCCACCAGAGAUCACUGCGAAGUGGACCUCUUUCAGGGUCUGGCUUACAGUCCUUUGUUUCUCCUGGGUUUCCUUGUCAACGCUGCAGCUUUGCGUGCCUUCAUUGCAAAACGGGAUUCCUGGACAGACACCCACAUCUACAUGUUCAACCUGGUUUUAGCUGAUUCUGCCCUCAUCCUCUUCCUUCCCUUUAGGAUGUACGAUGCCUUCUUCUGCUUGCCUAAGACUACCAUGUGUACUUUCCUCAUGAACAUACAUUUCAUCAACAUGUAUGCCAGCAUCCUGACCACGACUGCCAUCAGUUUCCAGCGCUACCUGGCUAUAAGGUUCCCUAUACACGCCAGAUCGUGGACGAGGAAGAAAGAGGCAGCUUUUGCUGUGUGUGUGUUUCUUUGGGGGCUUCUGGUGACGUUCUGUGUUGUGUUCCAAAAAGAAAACUAUCCUGAAAAUCUCUGGACGUGUUAUGAAAGAUGUAAAGAUAAACCACUUAAGCUAAAAGUGAUUUUGUCUCUGAUCUUACCAGGCUUCCUCAUUCCACUGGUGAUUGUUGUGUUUUGUUCCAGUCAGAUCAUCUAUAUUCUGUUAAAGGUGGAUGAAAAAUCAGAGAAAAAGAAAAGCAUAAUUAGUAUAGUAAUGGCAAACAUGAUUGUGUUCAUUGUCUGCUAUACACCAAUUCAUAUUGGCUUUUUUGUCAACUUCUUGUACACUGCACCUCCAAACUGGCAAAAUCUAUAUAUACCUGUACAUAAAUAUCUACUUGUGUCUGAAUGGAUUGCUGCCACAAACUGCUGUUUUGAUUCCAUCAGCUAUUACUUCUUAUUGAAAGGGUUUUACUCAUAAGUCAGUGGGAGUACAACAAAUUUCCUGGUCUCUAUCUUUAUUUUAUUUUCUAAGGCUGCACAGAAAUAAAAAUAAAUGAUAUUGUUGAAGGAGUACUCCACCAGUUUUGCAAAUGAAGCUCAAAAAUGAAACCUGAUGACAUCAUCCAGGAAAUGAAUCAGCGAUACAAACUGAAGAUGUGUGGUUCAAAAGAUGCAGGCAUUUAGACAGAAUUAUGGGAGCUGCACUCAGUGUUUUUUUGUGUGCCUGAUACAUUCUUGGGACUAAAAUUCUGAAUAUAUCUA